AAUUGCUUUUUAAAGAUAAGCUUUUCAUAGCUUAUGGCUUUUUCAAGAGGAAAAUUUGUAUAGUAAUGUUGUAAGACUUUCAAUUAAAUGUCGCUAAUGAAAACGUAACCUUAUUUUUUUUUUAAGAAGCUCUAGCCAAACUUCAAACCAUGUCUGGAGGAGAAGAAGAUAUACAAAACCUAACAACAGCCAAACUUCAAACUACAUCUGAAGUAGGAGGAGGAGAUACAAAGAAUACAAAGGUAGAUGAUGCGUAUAGGUUUCUUUUUAACGUUAAGGAAAGGUUUAAGGACGACAAUAACGAUGUAUUCAAUUCUUUUAUCGACAAUUUAUUGAAGUUGAAAAGUGGGAGCAAGUCGAUGAACGAGGUUUGCCAUGAGACUACGAUACAAUUUCGGGAGCAUCCUGAUUUGCUUUUGGAAUUUGCUCCAUUUUUGGCUGGUUUUUCUCAAGAAAGUUUAGUUCGUGACGCAGGGAUGUCUAUAGUCGAUAAAGAUAGUGUCGUUGCAAGGGUGGAGGAACUCAUGAAAGGUCAUCAAGAUCUGCUUCUUGGUUUCAAUGUCUUCCUUUCACCUGAGGCUAAGAAAGCUGCUCGUACUAAAAAGAAACUUGAUGCUGCAAAGGAUUUUAUGAACAAUCUUAAGACACGGUUUCAGAGACUUGAUACUCAUGUAGUGGGGGAAUUUCGCGGGAUAAUGAAGAUGUAUAAAGAGGGAAAGAUGUCGGUAAAGAAGGUGCGCGAGGAGGUCACUGAUGUUCUCUUCUAUCAUGAAGAUUUGAUUGAGGACUUUCUCAGAUUUUUCGAAAAGAAACCUGUAGCAUCAGCAUCACUACUACUUCAAUUAUAACGAGAGAUGUAUUUAUAAACGAGAAUGGAGUGUAUAGUUUCUUUUGUAGAGAGAGGUUUUAGUUUAGUUCGAUGCUUCUGACAUGCACUUGUGUUUUGUUAUUAAAUCUUUGCUUUUUAG
This is a messenger RNA of Arabidopsis arenosa, 968 nucleotides long. NCBI's taxonomy places the organism in Eukaryota, Viridiplantae, Streptophyta, Magnoliopsida, Brassicales, Brassicaceae. The record is from the annotation of a GenBank genome assembly.